CUUUGUUUAUCUUUCUUUGUGUUAAAUAAAGGAAAACAGGAAUCUAAAUCAUUUUGAAAGAAAAUUUGAACGACUGGAUUCAUUUCGAUGCAGUCCAUUAGGCUAUGGAUAACAUGGUACUCAAUUUCUUGAUGCUAAUUUAAACAUAAGUCCUCAGAUGUAAAUGAAUCAAGAUAUGACCCAAAGGGUGAGAAUAGACUAAAAUUGAAUAUUGAAAAUCAUACACACAUAUACCGUGCCAGCUUCAAAGAAAAAGUUUCCGUAAAUCAUGGAUAAUGUAAACAUGGCAAUCACGGAAAAGUUGGACAAUGUAUUUAAGAUUUUAGAUACAAUCGACCACAAUGUCGAUAAAGUUCAAGAAAUUUUCAGUACUAUAGCCUCAAUAACUAAAUCUUCAGAAUCUGAAGUCCCUGCGGGGAGAUGUUCAAGCCUAGAGCCGUUUUGUGUAACACAGAAAAUGGGGCACACGGUGAUGGUUGCAGGCAACACCAUCGCAGGCAUGGAAAACGAAACAGCGAAGGAAGAGGACCCUGACGAUUCAGCAGAUGGUCAGCCAUUACGUUUGUCAAUCUCAGCCUUCUCUAAAGAGAAUGUUAGCGGUUUUGAGGAGAGAAAUACAACGGAAGAGUUGAAACAACCUGAAAAGGGCUUGAAAUUGAGGCCUGGUUGUGUUCAAACAGCUGUGAAUCAAGUGUUAUUGUCACCUUUGAACCCGCAGACAUUAGAGUCUUCUAGUGCGAAGGAUGCCUACCGAGAACCCGUACUUUCUAAUCAAAAUAAAGAUCAUCGCCCCAAAGAAAGUGCAUCGGAGGAGAAUGAAUACUGUGUAGCACCCAACGAAGAUUUUUCUGAUUCGUUUAAGACGAAACUUGAAGCUGUUUCUACAGAGGACAGUUCUGAUGGGAAAAAGAUUCAAGACAAUUUCCAAGGGUGUCUCCAUAGUUUCUUGAAGGAACAAGGAGUUACAAAGGAAACAAUUGAAACGCUAAUUAAGAGUUCUAUAGAUGACAUGACAAAGGCUAAAACUCUUCUAAACGAGACUUUCGCCAAAAAUGAACGCCUAAUGCCAACAUUGGAAUUAAAAACAAAAGAUAUAAUAGAUAAGCUGGCCUACUUGAAAGAAAGUUUAGCUGACUUAAAUACAGAGCUGACACAUGAAUUGCCUCUAAAUACAAACCAUUUCAAAAAACAGAACGCCAAAUUGGCACAGGCAUUAAAUAAAUUGGAUGACAUUUCUAAAGAAAUGUCAAGCACUAAUAAAUUUCUUUAUAAGAAUACUUGCACCUUUGCCUGCCAAUUAACAGAGUUUAAAAAUACGACAAAAGCAUUGGACAAAUUUUUGUGUAAUAUGAAUGAAAAUCUUAGCGAACGCGUGGGAGAAUUGGAACAAAUUCAGGAAAGGCUUAUGGAGUAUGUAGACCAAUGUCAUAGCAAGGAAGAUAAAGUGGUGGAGGUCCUAAGCAGUUUUGAAGAAGAGAUGACUUCGGGGCUCAAUCGGAGCAGACAUCUGGAUACCAGGUUCGGAGAGGUACAGCUAACAUUGAAACAAUUUCAAGAAACGAUUUUAAAGUCUGUAAAACAAUGCCAUAGACAAUGUCACAGCAGAGAAGAUAAAAUGGCAGAGGCCUUAAACAGAUUUGAAAACGUGAUCACUUCCGAGGUGGAUCAGGCUAGACAUGUAGACACUAGGUUCCGAGAGGUAGAGCAAACGUUCAAACAGUGUCAAGAAAUGAUUACAGCAACUGUAGAAAAAUGCCAGAGCAGAGUUGAGAAGGUGGAAGAGGCCUUACUCAGAUCUGAAAAAGAGAGGAAAUCUGAGCGUAGUAGGACUAGAAACAUAGACAAAAGGUGUAACCUGGAGUGCAUGUUGCAACAAGUUCUAGAAAGAUCUUGUAGCAAAGAGGAUAAAACGGCUGUUAAUAUAGUAGAAAAACAAUAGCGAUUAGCGCUAGAUGAGAUCUUCUUCUUCGUUCUCAUUGUUAUGUUGGAGCGUUCAGAUGACUAGACCAAUACCUGAGAUGAACUGCGCAGUGGUUUCCAAAUCAGGGAGCUCUCCAUAUAGUUUUCUUUCUAUUGGGGUGUUUUGGGGGCCAGUGUCUUAUACGGGCCUCUUGGUAAAGAGAGCAGUUUUGGAGGACGUGGUCGGCUUUCUCUGGUGACACUCCACAUGGGCAGAUUUCACUGGUUCCUAUUUUAAGCUUCCGGUACAUGUGUUGUCGCAUUCUGUUGAGAUGAGAUAAUACUAACUAAUAUGAAUAACAAUGGGGUGACGCUAGCAAAUAAAGGCUUAACGAUAAAAGAAAAAAAAAAUAUUUGCGGAUUUUCAUUAUUAAUAAAAGUUACCUUCUCUUUACUUCUUUAUUAUAAGAUUAGGUUUUGAUCCAUUGCUCAUUACUAAUUACUCAUGUCCUAUAACGUACUUAGUCACAUGCAAAGACCGCAUCACAAACGAAGAGAUUAAAGCAGCGGUUCUCCACCUUUUAUGCUCGGCGACCCUUUUAAAAUCCCCCACUCUGCCGCCCCCCCCCCCCCGCAAACACACACAGCAAUAGAAGAAUAGACAAAAAACAAUCCAUUUUUUCGAUGGUCUUUGGCGACCCCUGGCAAAUCGUCAAUCGACCCCCAAGGGGGUCGCGACCACAGUGUGAGAACCCCUGGAUUAAAGACAUAAUUAAUACAGCGAUCAGACCGCAAGAUGACCUGCUAGCUACUGUUGAAAAACGCGAAAAAAAAACACACACUUUGGCCAUAUUACAAAGUCCUCAGGGCUCGCAAAGACCUUCCCUCACGGAACUGUACCAGGAAAAAAGAAGAAGAGGCAGACAAACAACAUAAAAGAAUGGACGGUCCUGCCAUUGACGGAGAUUCUGUCCCAGGCAAAAAAACAGAGGGAAAUGGGGAGGGACGGACUGCAGAUCUUGUGUGGUGCCAUUUGCGGUCCAACAAACAAAGGGAAAGAUAAAUGUCAUUUAAGCACGAGACCAACACCUCUUAUAAGUUGCUUGUUAAAAGACAGAAAAUGUGAGGUUUUUUCCACUUCAGAGAAUGAGAGUAGAGGAUUAAACAUAGAUAAUGUUAACAUUCUCAAAGCAGUCAAAAAAAAAGUGCCAAUCAGGCAUUCCAUCUGUUAAUGUUUUUUUUUUAUUUCAUUCAAAGUUAACAUUACAUUGUUAUUGAUAAUUUUUCAUUUUCUCCUUACUAACGUCGAUAGAUCAAGUAGAUGUGUAGUGUAUAAUACAGUGUGUUGAAAUGUGUGUACAUAAUGUAUAUAUUUAAUUUGUUUCUUCAAAGAUGA
This is a messenger RNA of Biomphalaria glabrata, 3295 nucleotides long. RefSeq lists its product as uncharacterized. The transcript has 4 exons. The record is from RefSeq and is a predicted model, not a curated record. Lineage: Eukaryota; Metazoa; Mollusca; Gastropoda; Planorbidae. The coding region runs from base 269 to 1939 and encodes 556 amino acids.